AUGCCACUUCCCCCCAGCUGGAGUUGUAAUCGAUCUAACGCUAUCACCACGCCUACCAUCCCCGACGAAAACUCCCCCUCCCAAUUGGAACCCCCUCAAGGUCUACGGAUAGAUCAGAUGACGGAGCUCUGGGAACCGGGUUCUCCGCCCUGUGCAGGUCUUUCCAAAGUAUCACCCUUUGUUGCUCCCGCUAGUUCCUUCCAUCGAUACUCCCCAUUACCUCCCUACACUGCGGUUGUUGGCGAUCUUGGAGUUUGUCUGGAUCUGCGACAGUAA
Rodentolepis nana is the source of this 276-nucleotide messenger RNA. The record is from the annotation of a GenBank genome assembly. Lineage: Eukaryota; Metazoa; Platyhelminthes; Cestoda; Cyclophyllidea; Hymenolepididae.